AUGGCGUCGUUUGGUAAUCCCACACAGAUCUUCGCCGACGAUGUGACCGAGGAGAAGGGUGAGAACGCCCGUCUGUCGGCCUUCGUCGGUGCUAUCGCAGUCGGUGACCUUGUGAAGAGCACCUUGGGCCCUAAGGGAAUGGACAAGAUCCUACAAUCUGCAUCAACCGGAGAAAUCCUCGUGACGAACGACGGUGCUACCAUCUUGAAAUCGAUUGCUCUGGAUAACGCCGCGGCGAAGGUGCUGGUCAACAUUUCCAAGGUUCAAGACGAUGAGGUUGGUGACGGAACUACAUCUGUUACCGUGCUGGCCGCAGAAUUGCUUCGGGAGGCAGAGAAGCUUGUCAACUCGAAGAUUCACCCCCAGACCAUCAUUGAGGGCUACCGGAUAGCCAGCAAAGCCGCCCUGGCCGCUCUCGAGAGCAUUGCCAUCGACCGAAGCAAGGACGCCGAGGCUUUCCGCAAGGACCUGCACGCCAUUGCCCGUACCACCCUGAGCUCUAAGGUUCUGUCACAAGACCGUGACCACUUCGCCCGGCUGGCAUGUGAGGCCGUCCUUCGCCUUAAGGGGUCCACCGACCUGAGCCACAUCCAAAUUAUCAAGAAGGCCGGCGGCAAGCUGAUCGACUCGUACUUGGAUGAGGGCUUCAUCAUGGACAAGAAGAUCGGUGUGAACCAGCCCAAGCGACUGGAAAAUGCCAAGAUCCUGGUGGCCAACACCGCCAUGGACACAGACAAGGUCAAGAUUUUUGGAGCUCGCGUCAAGGUUGACUCCACUGGAAAGCUGGCCGACCUAGAGAAGGCUGAGCGGGAGAAGAUGCGCGCCAAGGUUGAGCGAAUUAAGUCUCACGGUAUCAAUUGUUUCGUCAACCGACAGCUGAUUUACAACUGGCCCGAGCAGCUGUUCACCGAGGCCGGCAUUAUGUCUAUUGAGCACGCCGACUUCGAUGGUAUUGAGCGCCUGGCACUUGUGACUGGUGGUGAGAUUGCCUCCACUUUCGACCACCCGGAUCAGGUGAAGCUGGGCUCUUGUGACUUGAUUGAGGAGGUGAUUAUUGGUGAGGACACUUUGAUCAAGUUCUCGGGCGUGGCUGCUGGCCAGGCCUGCACCAUUGUGCUCCGUGGUGCCACCGAGCAGCUCUUGGAUGAAGCCGAGCGCUCCCUCCACGAUGCCCUGGCUGUUCUGUCCCAAACAGUCAAGGAUCCCCGUGUCACACUUGGUGGUGGCUGUGCCGAGAUGGUGAUGUCUAAGGCUGUUGAGCAGGCGGCCCAGAAUACCACCGGCAAGAAGCAACUUGCCGUGGACUCGUUCUCCCAUGCGCUGAAGCAACUGCCAACCAUUCUGGCAGAUAAUGCGGGUCUUGACUCGAGCGACCUGGUCACCCGCCUGCGGCAAGCAAUCAACAAUGGCAUGACCAGCUCCGGUCUGGACCUUUUGACCCCUGGUGGCGGUAUCGCAGACAUGCGCGAGCUCGGUGUUGUGGAGGCUUAUAAGCUGAAGAAGGCGGUGGUGUCAUCGGCCUCGGAGGCUGCUGAGCUUCUUCUACGUGUCGACAAUAUCAUUCGCUCCGCGCCUAGACAAAGAAACCGUAUGUAA
Molecule: messenger RNA, 1596 nt
Organism: Penicillium pulvis
Lineage: Eukaryota; Fungi; Ascomycota; Eurotiomycetes; Eurotiales; Aspergillaceae
Product: chaperonin-containing T-complex subunit CCT2
Exons: 4
Coding region: 1-1596 (531 amino acids)
Biological process (GO): protein folding
Cellular component (GO): chaperonin-containing T-complex; cytosol
Molecular function (GO): ATP-dependent protein folding chaperone; ATP hydrolysis activity; ATP binding
Source: RefSeq, a predicted model, not a curated record